AUGCAGCUUCCUCACUACAUCAUGCAGCUUCCUCUCUUCAACAAAGUGAUUCCUCUCUUCUUCAAAGUGCUUCCUCUCUUCAACAAAGUGCUUCCUCUCUUCAUCAUGCAGCUUCCUCUCUUCAUCAAGAUGCUUCCUCUCUUGAUCAAGGUGCUUCCUCUCUUGAUCAAGGUGCUUCCUCACUACAUCAAGAUGCUUCCUCUCUUCUUCAAAGUGCUUCCUCUCUUCAACAAAGUGCUUCCUCUCUUCAUCAUGCAGCUUCCUCACUACAUCAUGCAGCUUCCUCUCUUCAACAAAGUGAUUCCUCUCUUCUUCAAAGUGCUUCCUCUCUUCAACAAAGUGCUUCCUCUCUUCAUCAUGCAGCUUCCUCUCUUCUUCAAAGUGCUUCCUCUCUUCAACAAAGUGCUUCCUCUCUUCAUCAUGCAGCUUCCUCACUACAUCAUGCAGCUUCCUCUCUAA
Trichomonas vaginalis G3 is the source of this 459-nucleotide messenger RNA. RefSeq names its product SLEI family protein family. NCBI's taxonomy places the organism in Eukaryota, Parabasalia, Trichomonadida, Trichomonadidae. Bases 1 to 459 code for a protein of 152 amino acids. The record is from RefSeq and is a predicted model, not a curated record. The transcript has a single exon.